Molecule: messenger RNA, 1151 nt
Organism: Stomoxys calcitrans (stable fly)
Lineage: Eukaryota; Metazoa; Arthropoda; Insecta; Diptera; Muscidae
Exons: 4
Coding region: 297-1106 (269 amino acids)
Source: RefSeq, a predicted model, not a curated record
ACCGGACAGUGAGAAACCUGACCAUAUUGACUCUUUCGCCAUUCAAAGUGGAUUAUUCGACCUUUUUAUUCAGGAAAAGUCGACUUCGACAUUUUUUUCCCAAUUUGUCGAAAGUCUACUUUUAGAUCCCUAGACCUUAAUCUCGGUCCUAUCUACAAUUUAAUUUGAUUUGGAGAGUGAAGGCAAAAGUGAAACUCAGAACGGUGGCCAAUAAUGAAUGGGAUUGUUGAUCAUUUCAGAAAAAGUAAAAAACGAGAUUAGAAGACACAAAUCACACCACAACUACUACUACUAAAAUGGAUCCUUCUCUUGUAAAUCUCGCAAGUAAUUGGACUCGUGUCGGUGGUUGUCCUUUCGAGGAAAUUUUGCAGGUUAAAAGUGCCGACCCCGAUGUAUUCUUAAGACCAACGUUGAAUGAAUUGCUGAAUCAGGAUAAAGCUAUUUUAUUGAAGAAAGGAGAUUGUACAGAAUGCUUCGAAAUACAUAUACAAUUAAUCCCUGAGUAUAAAAUCCAGGCCAUAUCUUUUAUUUCCAAUAUAACAAAGGUGGAAAUUUUUCAAGGCAAAAUGGAGGAAUAUUUAAAAACUUUAUAUGGGACACUUGAGAAAGAGGACGAUGACAUUGUUGAUGAAGAUUUCAAAACCUACCGCUACGACUUGGAGGUAGAAAAAUCGGGAAUAACAGAUGUAGCCAUAAAAUUUCUUUCCUCUGCUGACGAAGUAUGUAUAUUUGGAAUUCAGGUACAAAUAGCUCCUAAUCCCAAUGGAAUUACAACGCUGGUAUCCAACUGCAUUAACUACGAUAAUGUACAAAGCAUUUUACAAAGUUCUAACACUGGAAGUCUGGCAUCGGAGAAAUGUACGCAAUUAUUAAACAUCUUUGCAAAAUCGAAAUGUCCCUCCAAGUUUAGAUCCGAAUCUUCCGAAAAACUGAAAGCUUUUGACAUGAAGGUUGUGAAUGAGGCAUCCUCUAUACAAACUUAUAUUGAUCAUAGACUGAAUAAAAUGGAAGAACGCUUGAAUGAGCGUCUAACAUGUAUCGAGAAAAAACAAACUGAAAUAGUCGAUUGUUUAAUAAAAUUGUUAGAGAAAUUAGAAUCAAAAUAAAUGCACAGAAAUUAGUUGGUCAAUAUGCCUGCAUUAAUAUGAUAA